CCUACACCCCUCAUCAACCCCCGCGCAGCCGCGGUGCGCGCGGCCAAGAUGGCGCUGCUGCGGCAGGUGUACGGGGCGCUGUUCCGCCGCACCUCCACCUUCGCGCUGUCCGUCGUGCUGGGCGCCGUCCUGUUCGAGCGCGCCUUCGACCAGGGCGCCGACGCGCUCUUCGAGCAGCUCAACGAGGGGAAACUGUGGAAACACAUCAAGCACAAGUAUGAGAACUGAGCAGCUCAGCAGCAGGAGCCAGGAAGGAGCAGGGAAGGAUUUUGCCUCCUGAAACUGGGAAUGGAUUCCUGAUGGAACAACUCCAAACCAGAGUGUAUCAGCCCCCCUCUGAGCUGAUGUGAGGCAGGAUGGACUUGGGGGUGCUGCUGCUGUUCUCGGCUCACGAUGUUCAAAUAAAACUCUGGUCCUUGUCUCGUG
Corapipo altera (White-ruffed manakin) is the source of this 426-nucleotide messenger RNA. Its product is annotated as cytochrome b-c1 complex subunit 9. The coding region runs from base 49 to 228 and encodes 59 amino acids. The transcript is spliced from 2 exons. The record is from RefSeq and is a predicted model, not a curated record. Lineage: Eukaryota; Metazoa; Chordata; Aves; Passeriformes; Pipridae. Gene Ontology annotation, biological process: mitochondrial electron transport, ubiquinol to cytochrome c.